This is a messenger RNA of Cornus florida, 1791 nucleotides long. RefSeq names its product chaperone protein dnaJ A6, chloroplastic-like. NCBI's taxonomy places the organism in Eukaryota, Viridiplantae, Streptophyta, Magnoliopsida, Cornales, Cornaceae. Gene Ontology annotation, cellular component: cytoplasm. Gene Ontology annotation, molecular function: ATP binding; heat shock protein binding. The record is from RefSeq and is a predicted model, not a curated record. The transcript has 8 exons. Gene Ontology annotation, biological process: protein refolding; response to heat. Bases 173 to 1528 code for a protein of 451 amino acids.
UUUCUGGAAACCCCUCUCUCUCUCUAGAGCCUCAUCUUCGACCUCAGAGAAAAGAGCAGUACACAGCGUCUGUUCUGCUCCAGCAGCUACACCUACCACCGCCGCAUAGAGAGAGAAAAGCUUCAAUCCAACAGUAAAGAGGAUUCCGAAGCACAAUAACAGACUCUAUUGGAUGGCGAUUAUACCUUGUGGAAGUACAGCAAUUAUACCUUUUGGAAGUACAUGGGUGGCUCGAUGGGGAGUUCAACCUCAAUUUAUAUCAAGAUCUUCUAUUACAAGCAAGUUAUCAACGUCAUCACAGUGCGUCUCAAGCAAGAUAAGGGCAUUGGCAUCACCAGGCUCAACCAUAUUUUCUCAAGAUACAAUGCAUGCACUGUUUAAUACAGGGCCAUCUAAGAAUCCUUGUUACCGGAGGGGAGCUCGUCUCAUUGUCAGAGCGGAUAGCGAUUUCUAUUCUAUCCUUGGGGUGUCAAAAAAUGCCAGCAAAUCAGAGAUCAAAAGUGCUUAUCGAAAGCUUGCCAGGAGUUACCAUCCCGACGUGAACAAAGAACCAGGAGCAGAAUCAAAAUUUAAGGAGAUUAGUAAUGCUUAUGAGGUUUUGUCAGACGAUGAGAAACGUUCUAUAUAUGACAGAUACGGGGAGGCGGGGCUUAAAGGUGCUGGCAUGGGCACGGGGGAUUUCAGCAACCCCUUUGAUCUGUUCGAGUCAUUAUUUGAUGGCUUGGGAGGUAUGGGUGGUAUGAACAUGGGUGGAAGAGGUUCUCGGAACAGGGCCACAGAGGGUGAAGAUCAGAUCUACAAUCUGAUCUUGAAUUUCAAAGAAGCAGUAUUUGGAGUAGAGAAGGAGAUUGAAAUAACUCGGCUUGAAACCUGUGGCACCUGUGAUGGGUCAGGGGCCAAACCUGGGACCAGGCCAUCCAAAUGUACCACCUGUGGUGGGCAAGGGCAAGUUGUCUCAUCAGCAAGGACCCCACUGGGUGUCUUCCAACAGGUAAUGACGUGCUCUACUUGUGGUGGUACGGGGGAGAUUUCUACUCCAUGCAACACGUGUGGUGGUGAUGGGCGAGUAAGGAAAUCAAAGCGUAUUAGCCUGAAAGUUCCCGCCGGGGUUGAUUCUGGCAGCCGGUUAAGGGUCCGGUCAGAAGGCAAUGCAGGAAGGAGAGGGGGUCCCCCUGGAGAUCUUUUCGUGACAAUUGAAGUUCUUCCAGACCCUGUACUGAAACGUGAUGACACCAAUAUUCUCUUUACUUGUAAGGUUACUUACAUUGAUGCCAUCUUAGGAACCACAAUGAAAGUUCCUACAGUGGAUGGAAUGGUGGAUCUGAAAAUCCCAGCUGGUACUCAGCCAGGAACGACACUGGUGAUGGCAAAAAAGGGCGUUCCGUUUCUGAACAAAAGUAAUAUGAGGGGUGAUCAGUUGGUGAGAGUCCAAGUUGAGAUUCCGAAACGGCUAAGUGGUGAAGAGAAAAAGCUUAUUGAAGAACUUGCCAACCUAAACAAGGCCAAAGCUCCUAACAGUAGGAGAUAGUAAGAAGUGAGGGUGGUAACAUAUGCAGUUGCCGUUAAACCUUCUUAGUUUGAGUGAUAUUUUAAGUUUUACAUUAUUGCUGGAAUUGUCAGCAGGAAUUUUCAGUGAAAUCUCAAUGGCUCUAGCUACCUGCAGCUGCUUUGUAGUCGUAGGGAGUUUUUCGGGUUAGUUUUGUACUGUGUAUUAUACAUUAAUAUUCGAGGGAAAGAGGAAGAAAAUUAGAGAGACAUUUUUACUUAAUUAUUCCUGUUUUUGGCCUUCUA